Messenger RNA from Trichophyton benhamiae CBS 112371, 1269 nucleotides. Its product is annotated as vacuolar carboxypeptidase Cps1, putative. The record is from RefSeq and is a predicted model, not a curated record. The transcript has a single exon. Gene Ontology annotation, molecular function: hydrolase activity. Bases 1 to 1269 code for a protein of 422 amino acids. Lineage: Eukaryota; Fungi; Ascomycota; Eurotiomycetes; Onygenales; Arthrodermataceae.
AUGGAAGAACAAGCAGCAAAGCUAAGACCCCAGCUACGGCUUCAAGUAUCUAAUCGAAGGGAAGCUAUUGUACGGAUAGCCCAGAAACUAGUAGCUGCUCCGUCACCAUGCCCCCCAGGGAAUACCGCAUUAGCAGCUAUAGUUGCCAUACAACUGCUCGAAGAAGCCGUCCCAGACGUUCAGAUAACCCGCUAUGUAACUGGCGCGGGAAUUGUGAAUGUAGUUGCAUGCAUCUCGAGCGGUCGCCCUGGUAAGCGACUUGUUUUUAAUGGACACCUUGAUACAUUCCCCCUUGGUGAGGAGCUGAAGUGGACUGUGCCGCCAGCACGUGGUGUGGUAAAAGAUGGCCGCCUUUACGGGCGUGGCGUCUCUGAUAUGAAAGGCGGAAUCGCAGCAUCCAUCGUCGCAGCUACGAUCUUGUCAGAAAAUCGAAAUGCCUGGUCUGGUGAGAUUGUACUUACUCUUGCUGGGGAUGAAGAAUCCAUGGGCAAACAGGGCACCAAGUGGCUGCUAGACCACGUUGAAAAGGCAACGGGAGAUGUUAUGAUAUGCGGCGAUGCCGGAUCACCCAGAGUUAUCCGCUUUGGAGAAAAAGGGUUUGUCUGGGUUGAUAUCGAAGCUGUUGGCACCCCUGCUCACGGAGCGCAUGUCCAUCGAGGUGUGAAUGCCAUCGAUCGUCUGCGAAAGGCGCUGGAUGCGGUGUAUGAGCUUGAAAAGGUCACAAUGAAUGCACCACCAGCGGUAUCAGAUGCCAUCGAUGCUGCAAGGGAUAUAUCCGAAGCGCUUUCAGGCUCCGGUGAAUCAGAUACUUUGCAGCGUAUCACCGUGAACACGGGCACAAUCAAGGGAGGCGUAUCCCCGAAUCUAGUCCCGAGCUCUGCAAUGGCCCAAUGUGAUAUCCGUAUACCAGUGGGCGUAUCAACGGAAUUUAUAGAAAAAAGAUUGAAUGACAUGCUUGGGCCGAUGGCAGGAAUAUCCUGGCGUAUUCUACGGACAUCCGAGCCAAACUACACAUCUCCGAACGAGGAGAUAUGUCGAUUAGCUGAAAUGGUAUCAGCAGAAGUCCUAGGUCAGCAAGCUGUUUGCAAUAUGCGGGUCGGAGCGUCAGAUUCGCGCUGGUAUCGUGCUGCCAAUGUGCCGACUGUCGUUGUAGGAUGCACACCAAACAAUAUGGGCGCCGCAGAUGAGUACGUCGAAAUAGACGAGCUCGUUAACAUCUCGCAGAUUCACACGAUUGUUGCAUACGAGUUUUUGAAGAACAACGCAUAA